Messenger RNA from Cylindrotheca closterium, 1005 nucleotides. Lineage: Eukaryota; Bacillariophyta; Bacillariophyceae; Bacillariales; Bacillariaceae. The record is from the annotation of a GenBank genome assembly.
AUGAUUUCUGUUUGCUUCGUAUUCCUCCUACUAGGAUACUCGGCAAGUUCCUUUUCGCUCAACACAUUGCCAAAGUCGCUCUCAUCAGCAACAAAAAUCCAAUCUACACCAUCGACUUCUGGCGUCGAGCUGUCAAGAAACAACGACCUGAAAGCAUCAAAGGAAUGGGAAUUGGAUUGUUACAGUCGGCCUGUUGUCGCUGUUGGGGGAAAAAAAUUGUGGGAAGUCCUGAUUACGGACUCCUCUGGGAGCUUUCGCUUUCUAAAAACGCUGCCAUCGAACCAGGUGAAUUCUAAAGAACUGCGAAAGACAAUCGAAGAUCUUAUCGAAGAAUCAGAUGUGAAGCCCAAUACUAUCCGAUUUUUCCGCGGAGCUAUGUUCAACAUGAUUAAUAUUGCACUUUCGGAUUUGGACGUCGUUGGAAAACCGUCUCGCUGUGCAUAUUCAGUCGCUCAAUGGUUAGAAGAACGACAUCGCGAUGUGUAUCCCAAAAUGGAAGGAUACAAGUCAACAAUGGCUGGUGGUCUAACUGGGCCAUCAUUUUUAGAUGUUCGUACACCAAUCAAGCUUCCAGAUGCUUUGAGAGGAGAAAAAUACGCCUUCGUUGCUCUUCCACUUGCCGAAUUCCUUCCUGGUGGAGGCGUGACUGAAGAAAACGUUGGUGUUGGAAAACUGUGCCCCGUUGACCCCACAUUACCUGCUGAUGCCUUUGUGCAAGGAGUUGUAGUUCUCACCCAACGUCCGGAAGCUUUGGCUUCUUGGCUGGCUGGAACUGAAGUUGCUGGGCUUUCUUGCGAUCUACGCAAAAGGAACUUAAUCAUGGAGACUGAUAUUGAUACGCAAUAUUUAAUGGCUAAAUUGAACGAUGUGCAAAGAGAAGAAGGCGCUGCUUUCAUGGAAGGAAAAGAUGCUCUAAGUGGCCUUCACUUUAUCUGUGUGCAACGAGACGAGGAUGACGACCCCGCUGGUUUCUGGUUGAUUCGCGAGCUUCCCACUGGAAUAUAA